AAGAAUGUCAUGGACAAUUUUCCCCAACAAAUAAGUACAUUCAUUAGUCAAGUCAAACAAGGAGUAAAACAUAAAAUUAAAUUUGGUUUAAUUGUAGAUGGAGGAGCCUAUGAAAGAUUUAAUGAUACUACGAGUUUUGAUUUUACAAUAACAAAUAAAGUGUUGGAUAUUUAUCUAAUUGACUUUGUAAAUUUAAACGUUUGUGAUUCAGAAGCUAAGCAAUAUGGUGUGGCUCCAAUAACAUGCCCAAGUCCGAAUUUGACGACUAUGGAACAAGUGACUUCAGCUGUAACGAGUUCAAAAAUGGAUAAGUCCAAAGUUUAUGCUUGGUUACAGAGUACAAUAUUGAUUCCAGCUGAUCAACCGCUAAUAUAUGAUCUGCAACUUACAACGUAUUCUAAGUAUUGUAGCAUUAAUACCGAAAAUUCAACUUUUUGGUGUCAGAACAGUCCACAGCUUUCACAUGACCAAGCGGCUUUUGCAAAAAAGAACUACAAAGGAAUUGUCAUAGAGGGUCUUGAUUCAGAUGAUUUCAAUUCUAGUUGUGGUUGUGAACAAUUUCCAGUUACAAAAGCAUUUAUUAGUGGCUGGAAAUCAAGUCCUCUCGCACUGUGUUCCAGAUUAGGUGGAACAAAACAGACGAAAAUGGGAUAAAUUAAAUUAUAUCUUUUAAACUAUACAUUUAAGAUAUACAGUUAUAAUUAUUUAUAUAUAUUUAUCAAUAU
Molecule: messenger RNA, 725 nt
Organism: Melanaphis sacchari
Lineage: Eukaryota; Metazoa; Arthropoda; Insecta; Hemiptera; Aphididae
Exons: 5
Coding region: 10-654 (214 amino acids)
Source: RefSeq, a predicted model, not a curated record